This is a messenger RNA of Salvelinus sp. IW2-2015, 1442 nucleotides long. RefSeq names its product O-6-methylguanine-DNA methyltransferase (gene mgmt). Gene Ontology annotation, biological process: DNA repair. Lineage: Eukaryota; Metazoa; Chordata; Actinopteri; Salmoniformes; Salmonidae. Gene Ontology annotation, cellular component: nucleus. The record is from RefSeq and is a predicted model, not a curated record. Gene Ontology annotation, molecular function: methylated-DNA-[protein]-cysteine S-methyltransferase activity.
ACCUAGCUGCGGCAAGCUCAUGGAGAUAAAUUAUUUAUGAGUGGAUUAAAAGAAGCAGCAGGAAAGUUGUGGGUGUUACAAAUAUUUUCAUUUAAGUAUUCUAGUGGGUGAGAUUUGUUUAACUAUCUUUUUUCCUACCUGCUUUAAAAAAUUUGAUUAGGCAUACAGCCUUCAUAAGGAUGACAAAUUGUAUAUUAACUGAAUACUAUAGUGCAUGUGUGAUUUUAGUAGUAUAGCUGCAUUAUUUGCUGUGGGGCAUAGGGGGAAGCAUGUCUGUCCAAAUACGGAGUAAAGAUAAAGUAGAUGCAGCCGUUUGCCUCUUUUGAUUGGCUGCCUCAUACACGUUGUGGAAGAAACCAGGAAGAGAAACAACUACACAUUGUUACAUGGAGCAGGGCAAUGACAUGAAGAGUCCGAGUCAGUGCAGACAGAGGACCAUCUCGUUGCAAAGUCCCCUGGGAAAGAUCCAAAUCAGCGGAUGUGAAAAUGGUGUGCACACCAUCCAGAUCCUAAUGGAUGUUCCACCUGCAGAAAGGAGUGGUGAUGCCUCCCUAAGCUGUGUGGUCACUGUUAGCAAUGGCCAAGAGCAAAUGGGCCCAGAGUUGCAGCACUGCGUGGAAUGGCUUCGGGCCUACUUCAGCGAGCCGUGGACCGUGGGGAGGCUCCCACUCCCAGUCUUUCACCACCCCACCCUGCAUGGAGAUGCCUUCACCAGCCGGGUUCUGCAGACUCUUGUGCGGGACGUGAAGGUGGGAGAGACGGUGUCGUAUAAGCGGCUGGCUGAGAUGGCAGGAAACCCCAGGGCCGUGAGAGCUGUGGGAGGGGCCAUGAGGAGGAACCCGGUGCCUCUUCUCAUCCCCUGCCACCGCGUCAUCUCCAGCAGUGGUCAGAGUGGGAUGUACAUGGGCGGCAAAGGUAACCAUCUCAAACAAUGGCUGCUCACCCACGAGAAGGUCAAAGAGGAAGACUGAAGCAUAAUGAAGUGAUAUAGUAAGACCAGUGUGGGAUUAUAUUUUACAAAGCAGGGUUGACAUGUUAUCCAGACAACUUCUAUAUCCAUUCUGAACACUACUUCCUGAAACAGUUAAGAGCUUUCUUUGUGUUAUAUGGGUGAAAACCAACUAUUAUUUCUGACUGUUUAUCACAGUAAGCAAGCUAACUCCUUUAUCCUGCUUUGUGAAAUACAACAGUAAGCAAGAUGCGAUGUCAACAAUGAACCACAGCUGAGGAAACCUGUACAUAGUUGCGUGACAUGUGCACAUGGGGCGGCUUCACAAUUGAAAUGUGUGUCAGCUGUGCCUUAUUUUGAAAAUGCUGUCUAUAACCCAAGGGAGAGCUUUCAUGUUUUGAUUUUAUAUCUGCUUCUGUUCUGCUUUGUCCAACUGUCCAGUCUGUGUUCUAAUUGAAUUCAUGUGAAAGAAUAAAGUGGAGGUUUAAGGGAG